AAUACUUGAAAAAGGAGAACUAAAAAAAAAUCAUGAAAAAUUAAUAAGUGCCAAAUGGAAGGCUACAGUGCCUUACAAUUACUUCUGUUAAUAGUGUUAACAGUAUUUUGAAGUUUCAGUUUAUUUGUGAUAUUGUUUUCAAUCAGCGAAUUGAACUACCGAAAUAUCACCAACAAGUUGAGACGCUGCCUCACAUACCAUACCAGAACAAGGAGAAUCUCACUUAACCACAAUGGGUAAGGAUUACUACAAGAUUCUGGGCAUCGAUAGGAAUGCAUCCAGCGAAGACGUCAAGAAGGGAUACCGCCGGAUGGCUCUCCGCUACCAUCCGGACAAGAACGACCAUCCGCAGGCCGAGGAGCAAUUCAGAGAGGUGGUGGCCGCCUUCGAAGUGCUCUCCAACAAGGAAAAGCGCGAGAUAUACGACCAGUACGGCGAGGACGGUCUCAAAUGUGAUGACGAUCCGGCGACCUUCGCCCAGCCCACGUCAGACAUGAUCCCCUUUAUGUGCGCCGUCGGAGGAACCGUGCUCUUUGCGUUCGCUGCCUACAAGACCUUCCAGUUCUUCAACCGGAAAAAAAAGGCUUCCGACAACGAUGGAUCGUCCUCGGAUUAAGCUAACGAUCCAAGGGCUUGGUAAAGCAAUCUCGGGGAUCUUAAUUUAUAGAUACUUGUACAACUUGUACAGUUCUCCUAGUGCUCUGAACGCAGCCUUUUCUUCGGCUGCCAAUG
Messenger RNA from Drosophila santomea, 732 nucleotides. Its product is annotated as dnaJ protein homolog 1-like. The transcript has 2 exons. The record is from RefSeq and is a predicted model, not a curated record. NCBI's taxonomy places the organism in Eukaryota, Metazoa, Arthropoda, Insecta, Diptera, Drosophilidae. Bases 233 to 616 code for a protein of 127 amino acids.